This is a messenger RNA of Chaetomium strumarium, 231 nucleotides long. RefSeq lists its product as uncharacterized. The record is from RefSeq and is a predicted model, not a curated record. NCBI's taxonomy places the organism in Eukaryota, Fungi, Ascomycota, Sordariomycetes, Sordariales, Chaetomiaceae. The coding region runs from base 1 to 231 and encodes 76 amino acids. The transcript is spliced from 2 exons.
AUGAAGUCGUCGAUUCAGGUCUUUCUCUUCUUCCUGCUCGGCCUGGUUGCCGGCCUGGCCAUCCCUGGGACCCCGCGGCGGCAGUCCCAGACCCAGUUUGCGGUUGUGGAUUUUUUGGGCAAGGAGGCAUGCCACUCGAUAUUGACGUCUUGCCGCGUGGACAGCGACUGCUGCUCCGGCCUCAAGUGCGGAACCUUUGACGACGAGUCGCUCUGCGUGCCAGGGGGCUAG